Molecule: messenger RNA, 1106 nt
Organism: Amphimedon queenslandica
Lineage: Eukaryota; Metazoa; Porifera; Demospongiae; Haplosclerida; Niphatidae
Product: heat shock 70 kDa protein 12A-like
Exons: 3
Source: RefSeq, a predicted model, not a curated record
GGAUUUUGAUACAAAAAACAACAAUUCUAUGACUAAAGCCCAUUCACAUCAUGCUUGUAUGCAUGCACACAAUGCUGGUUGAUAAAAAGGUGCAGGUGUGGGAAUGUUAUCAACAACUUGACAUCACAGUGUGCUGAUAAGCUAGAAUAAUACAGCUGCCUGCUCAGCCCUGCUGCCAGCUGAACAAAAGUUAAUCACAUGAUAUCUAUACAGAAUAACAGCUUCCUUCUUCUCGCUUCUUCUACCUCUCUUAUAUCACACUUAUACUGAUGAUGGCUUUAUCUAAGGGACCACUGGCAAGAGCUGAGAAGAUACAGACACCAAUCCCUAGACUAACAGAAAGCAACUGUAUAGCAGCCAUUGACUUUGGGACAUCAUCAGUAUCAAUAGCAUACACCACUCCAACUGAAGGGCAGAUCAGACUGGUAAAACUUCACAAAACUUAUGAAAGAGUCCCUAAUGCUAUACUAAUCACAAAGGACCAGAAGAAUCAACAAUGCAAAGUCAUUGGGAUUGGCCAUAUAGCACAAAGUGAGUACAGUGAUUUAAAAAAUGAUGCCGAAAACUUCAUUUACUUUGAAAGAAUAAAGAAUUUACUAAAAAGAGAUAAAUUAGUAGAUCGCACUACUGAAGUCUCUUCAUUCACUGGUGGAUCUUAUUAUCUCAUUGAAGUUAUAGCUUUUAUACUAACACACCUCAAGAAGCUACUGACUGAUCAUCUCAAAGGGAACUAUAAGUCAACUGAUUUUGAUUGGAUCAUUACUGUUCCUGCUAUAUGGAAAGCAAGAGCAAGAAGAAUGAUGAGAGAAGCUGCUUAUAUGGCUGGUCUGACUUCUGAUGCUCCUGGUAUAACAAAGUUCACUCCAGUUGAUUCUCCUUUACCACGUCCAGAGGAGGUUAAUCCUGAGAAGCUAUCAUUAGCUCUAGAACCAGAAGUAGCUGCUAUAUAUGCACAGCAUCAGUCAGAAGUAUCAGGAACACCUCCACAGAGAUAUAUGGUAGUUGAUAUAGGAGGAGGUACAGUUGAUAUUACUGUACAUGAUAAGAGUAAUGGGAGAAUUAGUGUAGUACUACCAUCAACUGGUAACACCUGGGGAGGUACUACU